ACAACAGUCCGUCACUCGCAGUUGUAACUAAUUCUUCAAAGUAUUUGCUCACGACUACAUUAUUUUGUGGAGAUUUAAGUGGUAAUUAAAAAUAACAGAAGUCGUGACUUAUGUAUGUGAAAGCAGUGAACAUAGCGACUAAAAAUCAGUGUUAGAUUUUUUUAUGAACGUGAAGACGGCUAUAGCUUCCAAUAAAAUAUAAAAAAUAAAAUCAAACAUUUCGCCUCGUAAAAAAAACUUUAGAUGUAAAAAAAUAUGUUAUUUACCAACGAAGAUAAAAAGGGGCAUUAGGAUUUUGUAAAAAAAAUUGUGUGUAUCAUUUUUAGCAAAAGUUUUUAUGCCAUCACUAGCAUGUUUUUUUUAUGUGAAAAACUUCUGUGUCUAGAAAUGUGUUUUUUAAAAAUGUAAUUUACAAUUUUCAAAGACUUUGGCGGUAGAUGAAUUGUUUUAAAAAUCAAAUACCAGAAACUUUCGUGAACAUAAGGACUUUUCCUCAAUGAAAGUGUUUAAUAUAAGUGUUGUACCACAGAUUAAUAAUAAGUUACUAACUUUGUACUUAAUGCAAACCUUACAUACGGAGAUGAGAUAAUAGUUAGAUAGAAAACAAAAACAGUAUGACAGGCCUAACCUCCAUAGCAGAAGAUAAAGAGGAGGUCCACCUGGACUCAGUGUUGAGGAAGCUGGGUACGUUCGGGCGACACCAGGUGGCGACACUGUUCAUGCUAGCCCUAGUGUACGCCACGGGGACUAUGUACAAUGUGAACUAUGUCUUUGCUGUGGAAGAGGUGCAUUACAGGUGCAAACUGCCAAAUUGCGACAACAGCAGUUUCCCAGUUCCCUGGCUCAACAUCUCCUCACCAGAUUCAACUAAAGAAGGCAUCAAGCAGUGCUCAAGAUACCAGCUCCUUGAAGACAGCUGUUCACCGGUAUUUGGGAACAGCAGUGAGGUGUGCCGGGAGUGGGUAUAUGAAGACCCUCACAGCUUUGUGGCUGAGUUCGGCCUAGCAUGCGAAGAAUGGAAGCGGGCGUUGGUGGGCACGGCGCAUAUCUUCGGGAACAUGCUAGGGCUACUCGUGCAAGGACAAAUCUCUGACAGGUUUGGAAGAAAGACAGCGGCGGUGUUCUCCGGCACUAUGGGCGGCGUGCUGGGCCUGGCCAAGAGCUUCGCUACCUCCUACUGGCCUUACGUGGUCUUGGAGGCGCUCGAGGCGGCCAUCGGAGACGCGCUUAGCCCCAUAUUUAUGCUUAGUAUCGAGUUCGUAGCGAAAGAAAAAGCAGUUCUCUACCAAAUGAUUCUCCUCAACGUGGCGACUUGCGGUCUCAUCAUUCUUCCCUUCAUUGCCUGGGCCAUCCCCUACUGGAGAUACUUCCUCCGCGUCAUCUACGCCCCCGCACUCAUCCUUCUCACCUACACCUUCUUCCUUGACGAGAGCAUCCGAUGGCUCUUCAGCAAAGGAAAAAAGGAACGUGCUAUUAAAAUCAUUGAAAAGAUUUCUAAAAGGAACAAUGUUACUGUAGAUAAACAGAUACUUAAUAAGCUAGACUAUAAAGAAGAGGAAGAAUCAACGGAUUUUAGUGAUUGGAAGUUGCUGCUGAAGACGUUUAAGUCCAGGAUAAUGAUGCAGAGAUUCUUAGUGUGCAUGGUGUGGUGGUUCACGAUAACGCUGAUAAACUACGGGAUGAUGAUCAGCUCGGUGUCGUUCGGCGGGAACAAGUUCGUGAACUUCUCGCUGCUGAUGGUGAUGGACGUCCCGGCGAACGUGCUGUACUGGGUGGCACUGGCCAAGUACCGGAGGAAGCUGCCGCUGCUGCUGUCCUUCCUGGUUGGAGGCGUGUUUUGUGUGGCACAGCCUUUUGUACCAUCAGAAUACGCAUGGGCGGGUCUGACGCUGCUGAUGGCCUUCGAGAUGCUGGCCACCUUCUCCUACAACAUCGUGUACAUGUACACUUCUGAGCUCUUCCCUACCUACACCCGGAACUCUCUGGUUGCCGUCUGUUCCUCAGUAGGCAGGGUAGGAGCUUUGCUUGCCCCGCAGGCUCCUUUACUGAUGACAUACUGGAUCGGCUUCCCCCCUCUGGUCUUUGGUUCCCUGUCUCUUCUCUGCGGUGUGUUAACCCUUUCAAUGCCCGAGACGGCGGGCUGUGAGUUACCCGACACUGUGAAAGAAGCCGAGCAGAUCGGCAAAAAGAAGACGGAGAUACAAGCAGAAAUGGUCACGCUGAAAGGCACGCCGGUCACGUAAACUGAGGACGUGAUAAAAAAGAAGAAAGUAAAAACAGAUUUAGAAGAAACAAGUCUGUAGGUACUAAAGUCGCUAAAGACACGUUUGUUUGCAGAACCAUCAACGUUUAACAUAGCGAAUUGUCAUUGCAGGAAAGUCUCAAAAUAUAAAUGUAGAUGAACGAUAUGUUUGAAAGCUAUUUGUGUAUCAUGUUGUAUAAGAGAAUAUAAAGUUUGAUGAGAAGUGAGAUAUGGAGACAUAUUUCAGUUCAGAUAAUGGUAUGAUUUUGUAUAUUUGUUAUGUUAAGAUAGUAUUUGUUGUUAUUGUUGAAAUAGUUUUUAGGAUUGCGAUGUGAUCGAAAAAGUAAAUAUACAAAUAGCUCUUUUUUAAGUUAUGAAUCACUUGCAUAACUACCUCAUAGUUAACAAAAUUAGAUAAACAAAAACUAUUCCUUACCAACGUAAAAAAGUAAAGUUUAUAUUUGCAAUUCAAAAAUAAAA
Molecule: messenger RNA, 2722 nt
Organism: Leguminivora glycinivorella
Lineage: Eukaryota; Metazoa; Arthropoda; Insecta; Lepidoptera; Tortricidae
Product: solute carrier family 22 member 1-like
Exons: 7
Coding region: 615-2243 (542 amino acids)
Biological process (GO): transmembrane transport
Cellular component (GO): membrane
Molecular function (GO): transmembrane transporter activity
Source: RefSeq, a predicted model, not a curated record